AUGGCAUCCCCUCUCGAACCUUCACCCAUCGCCAGCACCAACGGGCAAGCAACUUGGACCACGGCAGGUGCUACCGACACCGGUCCAGCCCUCUCAGCCCUCGAGGUCGUCAACCCUCCUUCGGCCGCCGAAGCCGCUGCCGCCUCAGCAGACGCGACGUCCUCCCCGCCCGAUGCUGAGCCGGAAGGCCCCGAAAUCACUAUCGAGGGCUGGGGCACGCUCAAGCCCUCCCACCCUCUGAUCAAGUUCCACAAGCGCCUGCCCGCCAUCGUCGAAGCCUCGAGACACAGGCUGAUCUGGGGUGUAACCCUAAACCCCACGACGCCGACAUUUUCCACAAUGCUCAUCCUGCAGAAGUGGCUGCGCUCCGUCGCUGGCGACCUAGACGCUGCCGCAGCUGCACUGGAGAGCACGCUGACGUGGCGGCGUGAGUUUGGGCUCGAUGGCGCCAAGCCGAUCUGGGAGGAGACGUUUGAGGGCUUUGACGGGCUCGGAUACGUCACCCACCUCUCGUCAGGUGAAGUCGUUACUUGGAACCUGUAUGGCUCGAUCAAGAACCUCGGUGAGACGUUCGGUGAUCUUGACAAAUUCAUGCGUUGGCGCAUCGGGCUGAUGGAGCGCGCAAUGUCGCACUUGGACCUGGCCCACACCACCAAGGGCAUCCCCGAUGUUGGCGCGGGUCCCGACCCCCACCGCCUCCUCCAAGUCCACGUGUACACUGGCGUGUCGUUCCUGCGCCUUGACAGCCGUGUCAAGACGGCCAGUAAGAAGGCCAUUGAAGUCAUGGCCGCGCACUACCCCGAGACGCUAGCGCGCAAGUUCUUCGUCGGCGUACCCGUCCUCAUGAGCUGGGUAUUUGCCGCCGUGCGCGUGUUUGUGAAUGCUGAGACCGCCCGCAAGUUUGUGGUCGUGAGCUAUGAGGAGACCGUGGCGAGCGAGAUGGGGGACAAGGGGGUGCCGAAGCGCUUUGGAGGGAGUGCAGGAGAGUUGGACGAGCUCGAUCGCAAGGCGCAGGCCGAGGCGGACAAGCUUGCGACAAAGGUGCCAGAGCCUCCACACGAGGCGUAG
This is a messenger RNA of Cutaneotrichosporon cavernicola, 1068 nucleotides long. RefSeq lists its product as uncharacterized. The coding region runs from base 1 to 1068 and encodes 355 amino acids. Lineage: Eukaryota; Fungi; Basidiomycota; Tremellomycetes; Trichosporonales; Trichosporonaceae. The transcript has 2 exons. Gene Ontology annotation, cellular component: plasma membrane; cortical endoplasmic reticulum; cytosol. Gene Ontology annotation, biological process: regulation of exocytosis; Golgi to plasma membrane protein transport. The record is from RefSeq and is a predicted model, not a curated record. Gene Ontology annotation, molecular function: phosphatidylinositol transfer activity.